GGUACACGGGUAGCUGCAGCAGCAUACAUCAGCUGAUCACUCUCAAGGUCGACUUCGCAGAGCAUCAUGGGGAGGACACUGAAUCCACUGGUUCUACCCGGGGACCGCUACAUCCCCAACAACUAAAACAACGCUGGUUCACCAUCACCACCAUAAUUGGAGAAUCACGCCUUUGCCCGUGAAGGCAUAGCUGUCACGAGAUGUGAUGCAAAAUAGCGAGUCACCGAUAAAUCAGAAAGGAGGUUGGUUACGCAGAGAGCACCUCGUUUUUCCUAGGUUGAUGGAAGCUGGGCUAUUGUCAAAGGGGAACGUGCGGAUUGUCGCGCAUCCACUCCACGAACCUGAGCUAUAGGAAACGAAUAACGUAGACAUUUUCAAGAGGCUGUUUUUAAAGUGCCGCAUUGGUGCCAGUGGAAUCGUUAAGGGUGAGAGAGGAAUAGCACGUCUGGUCACGACAGUUUCAGCACCAAGGACAGCGACGUAUCAGUUCCUUAUUUCUGAAGCUGCAGCUUGGAAGACUGGGCGGUUCCGCAAGCCUUUUCCACCUGAAGAUCUUUUCUCUUGUCCUCCUGUCCUGUUUGUCAACUUCUCAUCAAGAGCUGCUUUUUGUUAUUGAAUAUCGCACUGAACAUGGUGGAGGAGGAGAAAAAGCAGGUGACAGGGUACCUCCUUUUCUCCCUGGCCACUGCAGUCAUUGGCUCGCUGCAGUUUGGCUACAACACAGGGGUCAUUAAUGCACCGGAGCAGAAACUGCGGGCGUUCUUCAACAACACGUGGGUGGAGAGGUAUGGCGAGCCCAUCAAACCAGGAACGUGCACCAUUGUGUGGAGCUUUUCGGUGGCCGUCUUUAGUGUGGGCGGCAUGGUGGGCUCCUUCAGCGUCGGAGUGAUGGCAGACAGAUUUGGGAGGAAAUUGUCCAUGUUCCUGGUCAACAUCCUGGCUGUGAUUGGAGGCCUCCUCAUGGGUUUCUCCACCCUCUGCUCCUCCUACGAGAUGGUCAUCGCCGGACGCCUCGUCAUCGGCCUCUUCUGCGGCCUCUUCACCGGCCUUACACCCAUGUACGUGGGGGAGCUGUCCCCCACCCCUCUACGGGGCGCUUUCGGCACCUUGCACCAGCUGGGCGUGGUGAUUGGCAUCCUCGUGGCUCAGAUCUUUGGCUUGGAGUCUCUGCUGGGGUCGGACAAGUUGUGGCCUCUGCUGCUGGCUCUGACGGUCGUCCCGGCCGCGCUGCAGUGUAUCCUGCUGCCCUUUUGUCCCGAGAGCCCUCGCUUCCUCCUCAUCAACCAGAACAAGGAGGAGCAGGCCCGCAAAGCUCUGGUGCGUCUGCGUGGCACAGAGGACGUGAGUAAAGACAUGCAGGAGAUGAAGGAGGAGAGUUCCAAGAUGGCCAUGGAGAAGAAAGUGACCAUCCCUGAGCUGUUCCGCACCGCAGCCUAUCGGCAGCCGCUCCUCAUCGCCGUCAUGCUCCACCUCUCCCAGCAGCUCUCCGGAAUCAAUGCUGUGUUCUACUAUUCCACUGGUAUCUUUGAGUCAGCCGGUGUCACCCAACCCAUUUACGCCACUAUUGGAGCAGGAGCUGUUAACACUGUCUUUACUGUGGUAUCUCUUUUCCUGGUCGAGAGGGCGGGACGAAGGACUUUGCAUCUCGUCGGAUUGGCCGGAAUGGCCGUCAGUGCCCUGCUCAUGACUAUUGCCCUCCUGUUGAAGGGCUACUCGUCUCUGAGCUACCUGAGCAUUGGGGCAGUGUUUCUGUUCGUGGCCAUGUUUGAGAUGGGGCCUGGUCCUAUCCCAUGGUUCAUAGUGGCGGAGCUCUUCUCCCAGGGUCCGCGGCCUGCCGCCAUAGCAGUGGCCGGCUGCUGCAACUGGACCGCCAACUUCCUGGUGGGAAUCAGCUUCCCCAAACUGGAGGAGCUGUGUGGGCCUUACGUCUUCAUCAUCUUCAUGAUCUUACUGAUCUUCUUCUUCAUCUUCACCUUCGUCAAAGUUCCAGAGACCAAGGGCAAGACCUUUGACGAGAUCGCCCGUGAGUUUGGCGGGAACCCCCUGCCCCCUGCCACCUCUGUGGAAGCUCCUCCCACUAGUAUCAGCGUAACACUUCCUUCCUCGCCCAUCAAGGAGAAGGUUCCAUUGGUGGAGGCGGCAGCAGCAGAGGAUAAGUCCAACUCAACUAUACAGGAGAGCUUGUAGAUUCCUGUGUUGGGUCAAUGGUUAAAGGUCAAGGGUUGGGGGUCAGCUGGUUCAAAAACAGAUCAAAGCUUCAUUCUUGUUGUUCAGGUUACUCAUUUAGUACUGUUGUUCAGGUUAAUCAGGAAGUUCAGGUACAUGGGGACGUGUGAUUGACGUGAAGGGAAAUAUACCGUUCGUGUACAUGGAAAGCCACAACACACAUAUUUUGGUGGAUACAGUAGCUAGGAUGAAUUAGUGUUAUUUUUUCACAUUUCUUUCUGUCGUGUGUAAUAUAUUUCUCAACCUGUAGGUCAAAAUUUGUAUUUGAAUUGUGUUGCCUUCUUAUACUGAGUGCAUCAUCAUUUAAACAGCUUUUAGUAAAGCCAAAGUGGGUCUAGUCAAAACAAUCCAACCUCAAUAGUGUUUCUGGUAAACAGUAGUUUUAACAGUGAAACAGUAGAUUAGGGUCAAUUGCAUUGGUUGGUUUUCAUGGUUUAGGAAUAGCUUUUUUAAAUAACCCAAUAAUCCCAGAAUGAUCGUACUUGACAUUUAAUUUCAACAGUUGUUGAAUUUGAGAAUAAAAUAAUAUGCUUAUACCCUCCUCAACGUAAGAAUCCACUGCUAAAAAUCACAUUCAGAUGGUUGCAUAAUAAAGAGAGAGAGAGAGAAAGACAGAGGGAGAGAGAGAGAGAGAGAGAAAGAGACAGCGAGAGAGAGAAAGAGAGAGAGAGAAAGAGGGAGAGAGAGAGAGAGAGAAAGAGAGAGAGUAAGAGACAGAGAGAAA
This is a messenger RNA of Salmo salar (Atlantic salmon), 2950 nucleotides long. Its product is annotated as solute carrier family 2, facilitated glucose transporter member 1. NCBI's taxonomy places the organism in Eukaryota, Metazoa, Chordata, Actinopteri, Salmoniformes, Salmonidae. Gene Ontology annotation, biological process: dehydroascorbic acid transport; response to insulin. Gene Ontology annotation, molecular function: D-glucose transmembrane transporter activity. The record is from RefSeq and is a predicted model, not a curated record. Gene Ontology annotation, cellular component: basolateral plasma membrane; apical plasma membrane; plasma membrane.